CUCUCGGUGGUUGAGUACGACCCCGGCACUCACGACCUCAAGACUCUGUCCCUGCACUACUUCGAGGAGCCCGAGCUGAGGGACGGUUUCGUUCAGAACGUUCACGCCCCGCGUGUCCGCGUGGAUCCCGACGGCCGCUGCGCCGUCAUGCUCAUCUACGGCACGCGCCUCGUCGUGCUGCCCUUCCGUCGCGACACCUUGGCCGACGAGCACGACGGCGUGCUGCCGGAAGGGCAAAAAUCGAGUUUCCUGCCCAGCUACAUCAUCGACGUCCGGGAGCUCGACGAGAAACUGCUCAACAUCAUCGACAUGCAGUUCCUGCAUGGCUACUACGAGCCCACCCUGCUGAUCCUCUACGAGCCCAACCAGACCUGGCCUGGGCGGGUGGCAGUGCGACAGGACACCUGCAGCAUCGUGGCCAUCUCCCUGAACAUCCUGCAGCGCGUGCACCCCGUGAUCUGGUCCCUGAGCUCGCUGCCCUUCGACUGCACCCAGGCACUGCCUGUGCCCAAACCCAUCGGUGGCGUGGUGAUCUUCGCCGUGAACUCGCUGCUCUACCUGAACCAGAGCGUUCCCCCGUACGGCGUCGCCCUCAACAGCCUCACCUGCGGCACCACCGUGUUCCCGCUGCGGAUCCAGGAGGGUGUGAGGAUGACUCUGGACUGUGCCCAGGCCACCUUCAUCUCCUAUGACAAGAUGGUGAUCUCGCUCAAGGGGGGGGAGAUCUAUGUCCUCACCCUGAUCACGGACGGGAUGCGCUCCGUCCGUUCCUUCCACUUCGACAAAGCGGCCGCCUCCGUCCUCACCACCUGUAUGGUCCCUCUGGAGCCCGGGUAUCUUUUUUUGGGAUCUCGUUUGGGGAAUUCUCUCCUGCUCCGCUACACGGAGAAACUUCAGGAAGCUCCGGCUGGGGGCGGCAAGGAGGGAGCCGAGAGACAGGAGCCCCCGGUGAAGAAGAAACGCUCGGAGCCCUCGGGGCCUUGGGCAGGUGGGAAGCCGCAGGCUCAGGACGAGGUGGACGAGAUCGAGGUGUACGGCAGCGAGGCGGCCUCGGGGACACAGCUGGCAACGUAUUCCUUCGAGGUGUGUGACAGCAUCCUCAACAUCGGGCCCUGCGCCAACGCGGCCAUGGGGGAGCCGGCGUUCCUGUCCGAGGAGUUCCAGAACAGCCCCGAGCCCGACCUGGAGAUCGUCCUGUGCUCGGGGUACGGCAAGAACGGGGCUCUCACCGUGCUGCAGCGCAGUAUCCGGCCCCAGGUUGUCACCACCUUUGAGCUCCCCGGCUGUUACGACAUGUGGACGGUGACAGCGCCACCCCCGCGGGAACAGCCCGAGGUGGCCCCGGGGACCAGCGCGGAGCCCGAGGCGGCGACGGCUCCGGAAGGUUCCGAGGAGGACGGAGAACGGCACGGGUUCCUGAUCCUGAGCAGGGAGGAGUCCACCAUGAUCCUGCAGACAGGACAGGAGAUCCUGGAACUGGACACGAGCGGUUUCGCCACCCAGGGCCCGACCGUGUUCGCCGGGAACCUGGGCCAGGGUCAGUUCAUCGUGCAGGUGUCACCUCUGGGGCUGCGGCUGCUGCAGGGCGUCACCCAGGUGCACUUCGUGCCCGUGGACCUGGGCUCUCCCAUCGUGCACUGCGCCGUGGCCGAUCCCUUCGGGGUCCUGCUCAGCUCCGAGGGUCUCGUGGCCACCUUCGCCCUCAAAGGUGACGCCUACGGCGGCCGCGCCCCGCGGCUGGCCCUGCAGCGCCCGCCCCUGUCGCAGCAGUCCCGUGUCACCGCUCUCUGCCUGUACCGGGACGUUUCUGGAAUGUUCACCACCGAGAGCCGCGCCCCCCGCGAGGAGCCCCCGCCCCGCCCCCACGCCGAGGCCGAGACCCUCAUCCAGGACCUCAGCGACUCGGUGGACGAUGAGGAGGAGAUGCUCUACGGGGACUCGGGGGGCUCGGGGCGCUCCCCCCCCAAGGAGGAACCGCGGCGCUCGGGACCCCCCGAGAGGGACCCGGCCCCGCACAGCCCCGAGCCCUCGCACUGGUGUGUGCUGGCCAGGGAGAACGGCAACAUGGAGAUUUACCUGAUCCCCGACUGGCGCUUGGUGUUCCUGGUGAAGAAUUUCCCGGUGGGGCAGCGAGUCCUGGUGGAUUCAUCCUUCGGACAACCCCCGGCGGAGGCGCGCAAGGACGAGAGGGGCGAGCGGGAGCUGCCGCACGUGCGCGAGUUGUUACUGGUGGGACUGGGACGGGCCCAGAGCCGCCCCUUCCUGCUGGUGCACGUGGAACAGGAACUCCUCCUGUACGAAGCGUUCUCUCACGAUUCCCAGCUGGGCCAGAGCAAUCUCAAAGUUCGCUUCCGAAAGGUGCCCCACGGGAUCAAUUUUCGGGAGAAGAAACCGAAACCGUCGAGGAAAAAACCGGAAGGGCCCGGGGGGGCUCCCGGGGGGGCUCCCGGGGGGGCUCCAGGUGCGAACCCCGAAGAUUCGGGGGGACCCCGGGGACGCGUGGCCAGGUUCAGGCACUUCCGGGACAUCUCCGGGUACUCGGGGGUGUUCAUCUGCGGCCCCUCCCCUCACUGGAUGCUGCUGACAGGUAGGGGCGCUCUGCGGCUCCACCCCAUGGGCAUCGACGGCCCCGUGGAAUCGUUCGCACCUUUCCACAACGUCAACUGCCCCAAGGGCUUCCUGUACUUCAACCGACAGGGGGAGCUCAGGAUCAGCGUGUUACCUGCGUACCUGUCGUACGACGCGCCCUGGCCCGUCAGGAAGAUCCCCCUGCGCUGCACCGCUCACUACGUCGCCUACCACGUGGAGUCCAAGGUGUACGCGGUGGCCACGAGCUCCCCCCACCCCUGCACGAGAAUCCCGCGGAUGACGGGGGAGGAGAAAGAGUUCGAGAGCAUCGAGAGAGACGAGCGCUACGUCCCCCCCCAGCAGGAAGCGUUCAGCAUCCAGCUCAUCUCCCCCGUCAGCUGGGAGGCCAUUCCCAACACCAGGAUCGCCCUGGAGGAGUGGGAACACGUUACCUGUAUGAAGACGGUGUCGCUGCGCUCCGAGGAGACGGUGUCGGGACUCAAGGGUUACGUGGCCGUGGGCACCUGCCUGAUGCAGGGGGAGGAGGUCACCUGUCGGGGCAGGAUCCUGAUCCUGGACGUCAUCGAGGUGGUUCCGGAGCCGGGGCAGCCCCUGACCAAGAACAAGUUCAAGGUGCUCUACGAGAAGGAGCAGAAAGGUCCCGUGACCGCCCUGUGCCACUGCCACGGCUACCUGGUGUCUGCCAUCGGGCAAAAGAUCUUCCUGUGGAGCCUGAAGGACAACGAGCUGACGGGCAUGGCGUUCAUCGACACGCAGCUCUACAUCCACCAGAUGAUCAGCGUCAAGAGCUUCAUCCUGGCCGCCGACCUCAUGAAGAGCAUCUCGCUGCUGCGCUACCAGGAGGAGAGCAAGACCCUGUCCCUCGUCAGCCGGGACGCGAAGCCGCUGGAGGUCUACAGCGUGGACUUCAUGGUGGACGGAACCCAGUUGGGAUUCCUGGUGUCCGACCGCGACCGGAACCUGCUGGUGUACAUGUACCUGCCUGAAGCCAAGGAAUCCUUCGGGGGGCUGCGGCUGCUGCGCCGCGCCGAUUUCCACGUGGGGGCGCACGUCAACACCUUCUGGCGCACGCCGUGCCGCGGCCACGGGGACGGACCCAACCGGCGCUCGAGCACCUGGGAGAACAAACACAUCACCUGGUUCGCCACUCUGGACGGGGGCCUGGGGCUGCUGCUGCCGAUGCAGGAGAAAACCUACAGGAGAUUGCUGAUGCUGCAAAACGCGCUGAGCUCCGCCCUGCCUCACCUGGCGGGGCUGAACCCACGGGCAUUCAGGUUGCUGCAGUCCGAGCGGCGCCUCCUGCAGAACGCCGUGCGCAACGUCCUGGACGGAGAAUUGCUGAGCAGGUUCCUUUACCUGAGCGCCAUGGAGAGGGGAGAGCUGGCCAAGAAAAUCGGCACCACACCUGACAUUAUCCUGGACGACCUCCUGGAGAUCGAUCGCGUCACGGCGCAUUUCUGACACACCCCGGAAACCCCAAAAUGUCCCAAAAUCCCCCAAAAUAUCCACAAAAACCACCCCAAAAACCGCCCCAAAAACCGCCCCAAAAACUGCCCCAAAAUAUCCCAAAAUCCCCCAAAAUAUCCCCAAAAUAUCCCAAAAUCCCCCAAAAUAUCCCCAAAAUAUCCCAAAAUCCCCCAAAAUAUCAUCAAAAUAUCCCAAAAACCGCCCCAAAAACCGCCCCAAAAUAUCCCAAAAUCCCCCAAAAUAUCCCCAAAAUAUCCCCAAAAUAUCCCUAAAAACCGCCCCAAAAACCGCCCCAAAAUCCACCCAAAAUAUCCCAAAAUCCCCCAAAAUAUCCCCAAAAUAUCCCAAAAUCCCCCAAAAUAUCCCCAAAAUCCCCCAAAAUAUCCCCAAAAUAUCCCAAAAUCCCCCAAAAUAUCAUCAAAAUAUCCCUAAAAACCACCCCAAAAUCCACCCCAAAAUAUCCCAAAAUAUCCCCAAAAACCGCCCCAAAAACCGCCCCAAAAUCCACCCCAAAAUAUCCCAAAAUACCCCAAAAUAUCCCCAAAAUAUCCCUAAAAACCACCCCAAAAUAUCCCAAAAACCGCCCCAAAAACCACCCCAAAAUAUCCCAAAAUCCCCCAAAAUAUCCCCAAAAUAUCCCCAAAAACCUCCCCAAAAACCACCCCAAAAACCACCCCAAAAACCACCCCAAAAUAUCCACAAAAACCACCCCAAAAACUGCCCCAAAAUAUCCCAAAAUAUCUCCAAAAACCGCCCAAAAAACUGCCCCAAAAUCCACCCCAAAAUAUCCCAAAAUCCCCCAAAAUAUCCCCAAAAUAUCCCCAAAAACCUCCCCAAAAUCCCCCAAAAUAUCCCAAAAUAUCCCUAAAAACCACCCUAAAAAACACUCCUAAAACCACCCCAAAAUGUCCCAAAAUCCCCCAAAAUAUCCCCAAAAACCACCCUAAAAACCACCCCAAAAUAUCCCAAAAUCCCCCAAAAUAUCCCCAAAAUAUCCCCAAAAACCACCCCAAAAUAUCCCCCCAAAAACCCCUAAAACUCACCCCAAAAACCUCAAAAAUAUCCCAAAAUCACCCCAAAAAAACACCCAAAAAAGAGCCAAAAUCACCCCAAAAUCACCCCAAAAAAUCCUUUAAAAAAUCCCUAAAAAAUCGCAGAAAAAAAACCAAAAAAUCCCCCCAAAAUCCCAAAAUAAAUCCCAAAAAUCCCCUAAAAAUCCUACAAAGAAUCCCCAAAGAAAUCCCCAAAAAAUCCCUAAAAAUCCCCAAAAAAUCCUUAAAAAAAUCCCUGAAAAAUCCCCCAAAAAAACCCAAAAAAAUCCCCCAAACAAUCCCCCAAAAACCCAAAAAAAUCCCUAAAAAAUCCCCAAAAAACCCCCAAAAAUCCCAAAAACUCCCAAAAAACUCCCUAAAAAAAUCCCCAAAAACCCCAAAAAAUUCCCAUAAAAUCCCAAAAACUCCCUAAAAAACCCCAAAAAAUCCCCAAAAAAUCCCUAAAAAACCCCCAAAAAUCCCCAAAAAAUCCCAAAAAAACCCCAAAAAAUCCCUAAAAAAUCCCCCCCAAAAAACCAAAAUAAAUCCCAAAAAAUCCCCCAAAAAAUCCCCCAAAAAAAUCGCAAAAAAUCCCUAAAAAAUCCCAAAAAAUCCCAAAAAAUCCCUAAAAAAAUCUCCAAAAAAUCCCUAAAAAAAUCCCCAAAAAAUCCCCAAAAAAUCCCCAAAAAAGUCCCAAAAAAUCCCAAAAAAACCCUAAAAAUCCCUAAAAAUCCCCAAAAAAUCCCAAAA
This is a messenger RNA of Cinclus cinclus, 5837 nucleotides long. It is a transcript of the gene CPSF1, whose product is annotated as cleavage and polyadenylation specific factor 1. The annotation marks the transcript as partial. Gene Ontology annotation, cellular component: mRNA cleavage and polyadenylation specificity factor complex; nucleus. The record is from RefSeq and is a predicted model, not a curated record. The transcript has 34 exons. Lineage: Eukaryota; Metazoa; Chordata; Aves; Passeriformes; Cinclidae. Gene Ontology annotation, molecular function: nucleic acid binding; protein binding.